AUGAGCAGGUCGCGUACUGAAGCUAGGGGCCCUGCUGCUGGAGGCGCUGGAGCUUGUGACUCUGUUCCUGGAGUUGUUUCUGCUGGAGGUUCUGGUGCUGCUGCUGAGGUCCUGGCGCUGGUGGCGCUGGAGCUGGAGGUUCUGGAGCUGCUGAGGGUGCUGAGCCUUGCUGGUGCUGGUGGUGCUCGUACUGGCAGUACUGGAGCUGCUGGGACUGGAGGUGCUGUGUCUGGGGGUGCUGCUGCUGGAGACACAGAGGUUGGAGACCCUGGGACUGGAGGUGCCGGUUCUCGGGGUGUUGCUACUGGAGACGCUGCGGCUGGAGACCCUGGGACUGGAGGUGCCGGUUCCGGGGGCGCUGCUGCUGGUGGAGCUGGUCCUGGAGGAGCUGGUGCUGGAGCCGCUGGAGCUGUUGGUACUGGUGGCACAGCGCAGACGCGACUGUUCUUCCCUGCGCCAUCUCAGUCGUCCCCGCCACCGCCUGACUCUGUGCUUCGCCAGGUUCUUAGCCUCCCGUCUUCUACUGGUCUUCCGUUACAGCCUGGCUCACCGCUGCCUGCUCCUUCUCCUUACACUGAGCAGCGCGGGGGUCUUACUGAGCGUCGUGAGCCUGCGUCGCGUCCUGUCUCGCCUGUUCCCACUGGUCGUACCGGUCGUCGUGUUUCUCGUCCGCGUCCGCCGGCUGUCUCCGGUGUGCACCUCGUUGUCCGUCGUCCUUCCUCUGUUCCACAGUCUGUUCCUCUGCCGUCUCCUCCUGCGUCCUCUCUGCCUGACGUUCCGGACCCUGAGUCUGACUGGUUUCGUGCUGCGCACCCUACUGUUACGCGUCUGUUAGCCACUGUUGUCACUAACCCGUCGUUUGAGUCUGCUGCUGCGUCUGCCUUGGUCGCUAAGCUUGUUGACUUUGCUGCUGCCUGUCGUCUAGACUACGCUGCUAGUCUUGUUGCUGAGUCUCCGUCUGUCUGUCCCCCGUCCGUCGGGGGUGAGUGUGCUCUUGGCACGGACGUCCUUGAGGACAGACAGGAGGACCUUGAGUGUCUUGCGGCCGCUGCGCCUCAUCUCGUGGCCAUGCUGCUUGCCCCUGAGCAGAGACCGGAUGCUCUAGACAUCCCUUCCCCGCGCUCUUACGCUGACCCGUCGCUGUUUCUGCGCACCAACACUUCGCUGCCGCCGUUCUACAUUCUCGUACCUGGGUGA
Molecule: messenger RNA, 1197 nt
Organism: Closterium sp. Yama58-4
Lineage: Eukaryota; Viridiplantae; Streptophyta; Zygnematophyceae; Desmidiales; Closteriaceae
Source: the annotation of a GenBank genome assembly